Stomoxys calcitrans (stable fly) is the source of this 3736-nucleotide messenger RNA. Its product is annotated as BOS complex subunit NOMO1. The transcript is spliced from 7 exons. Gene Ontology annotation, cellular component: endoplasmic reticulum membrane. Gene Ontology annotation, molecular function: carbohydrate binding. The record is from RefSeq and is a predicted model, not a curated record. Bases 69 to 3677 code for a protein of 1202 amino acids. NCBI's taxonomy places the organism in Eukaryota, Metazoa, Arthropoda, Insecta, Diptera, Muscidae.
UCGCUGCUUCCCACUUCUAUCGUUAGAGGCAGGUAAAAGUGCUCUUUUUAUGACAAAUUCCCCGUGACAUGUCGAAAAACGUUGGCAUCUAUAUCCAUCUAAUUUUAUUAAUUAAAUUAAUAAUUUUGGUGGACAUUGCACUACCAAAUGAAGUAAUUGGAUGCGGUGGUUUUAUCAAAAGCCAAAAAGACAUAGACUUUUCCAAAGUCGAAGUUAAAUUAUUAACUAAAACUGGGGCUUUAAAGGAUAAAACCGAUUGUUCGCCAUCCAACGGCUACUACUUUUUGCCCAUCUAUGACAAAGGAGAAUAUCUUUUAAAGAUUUCGCCUCCGCCGGGAUGGAGUUUUGAGCCGGAGGAGGUGAAACUAAAUUUCGAUGGCCAGACAGACGUGUGCAGCUUGGGCAAAGAUGUUAAUUUCGUUUUCAAAGGCUUCGGAAUUACUGGCAAAGUAGCUUUGGCCUCCGCUGGGGCAAAGGGCGUUACGGUGGAACUAAAGUCGGAAGAUGGAAAAGAUACGCGCCACACAAUUACCGAUGCAAACGGUAUAUUUUCAUUCACACCCAUCAUACCGGGGAAAUAUGUCGUGAAAGCCUCGCAUUCAAAAUGGCACUUUGAGAAGAGUGAACACACGGUGGUAGUGGAAAGCGGAAACACAGUCUUGGCGGAUAACUCGUUGGUGGUGUCCGGCUUCGAUGUAAACGGUCGGUUCGAUACCCUAGGACAAUUGGGAAAAGGCGUUGGUGUGGCAUUGUUUAGAAAUAAACAGAUGGUUACUUCCCCAAGAUGUGGCAAGCAAGGACUAGGCUCGACUUCAGUUUCCCAUAACAAUCCAAAAUAUGAAUACUUGACCUCCUGUUACACAGAGGUUGAUGCCGCAGGCUCAUACACAUUCAAAGACGUUCGACCAGGACAAUACCUCCUAUUGCCAGUAAUCAAGGAGAACCUGAAGUUGAACAUCAAACCCCAGUUUAUUGAAAUUGAAGUUGCCAAAGACACUUUGGAAGUGAAACAAGAAUUUAAGAUAAGUGGCUUUAGUGUCACUGGAAAGGUUUUGCAUUCGCCUGGAGGUUCGCCCAUAAAUGGGGCCACAAUCAAAAUGAACGGUCAAAAAGUAUCAACCACCAAUGCAAAUGGUGAGUUUAUUUUGGAAAAUAUAGCCUCCUCCGGACUUUACACCAUACAAGUAGAGUCUGAAAAAUUGCAAUUCGUGGAACAGCAAAUUCAAUUGCAAUUGACGACUGCAACUAUAGCUCCGAUUGUCCCAUCGGCCUACGAAGUUUGUGGCAAUGUAAUGGCCAAAAAGUCGUUUAAGGUAGGCAUCACCAAACAGGAAUCAACUUUCCAUACAACGGUCGCAACCAAUGCGGAUUCUGGGUUAUGGUGCACCUUUUUGCCAAGUGGAAAAUUCACAGUCGAAGUUUUAACAUCGGACAUUGAUCGAUCGAAUGGUGUUCAAUUCUUCCCAGUGCAGAAAACGGUUGAAGUAAAAAACCAGCCAUUGAAUGACGUCGUAUUUUCGCAACUAAGAGCUACUUUAGAAGGUUCAUUGAAAUGCCUCGCAGAUGCCCCACAGCCAGCCUGCUCUGCAACACAGGUAACUUUACACUCACUGGACGCCAACGGACAACCCACUGGGCAAAAACAGGCAACUCAAGCUCAAGGUGGUAAAUAUACCUUCAAGAAUGUCCUCCCUGGUCCAUAUGAGAUUACUAUACCCCAAUCGAAUUUGUGCUUCGAUUCGACAAGGGUAUUGAUUAAUGUAGCUUCUGCAUCUGAAACAGCUCCUCAGUUCAUUCAGCAUGGCUAUGAAGUCAACAUUAUCUCUAGUCAUCGCGCAAUAAUGAAAUACGCACAUAGUUCAGCGACAUCAACAGAUAAUCUUAAACUGUUGGCUGGCGUAAAUACAUUCUGCGUCCCUAUCUCGGGCUCAUAUUCCAUCAAACUAGAAGGUUGUCACCUGUACGAUGAGCAAACACUACCAUCCACAUUUAGCACAACUAAUACAAAUCCCAUUAUAAUAAAUGCUGUUGCCCAUAAAGUGGGAGUUCGUGUAUUGUCGCCUGAAUCGUCUGUUCAAAAUCUAAAUUUGCUUAUCGAGUCUGCGACUUUGGGGAAAAUUCAAAUAAAACCCACUGCGGAGGCCCAUAAAGUCGAUGGGAAAUAUGCGUUCCGCUAUGAAACGCAUUUGAAACCUGAUGAAAUUCUUCGCAUUACUCCGACCAGUGAUAUAUUAUUAUUUGAACCACAAUCCAAAGAAAUCAUUGGCUCUAAUGAUUGCGUUGAUGUCGCCUUUAACUUCAUUGCCUCAAAGGGACUAAUAAUAAACGGAAAAGUCAUACCUGCAAUCAAAGAUGCCAAAAUAACACUUAGCUUCCCAAAUAACCCAGAAUUGGAGACACAGACCGCAAUGACUACUCCGAAUGGCGAUUUCAAGUUUGGACCCAUCAGUGAGAAUCUAAAAUACAAAUUGCAUGGUGAAAAGGAGUCCUAUGUGUUUUCCGACUUCAACCCAUCAACAAAUUCGUUUAGCAUCCACAAACUUUGUGAAAUCAUUGUCAAGGUUAAGGAUGAAACAGGUAAGGGAUUGGGCGGUGUACUGGUAUCGCUAAGUGGUUCUGAAAGUUAUCGCAAAAACUUGAUAACUGCUGAAGAUGGCUCUAUAAACUUCCAUUCAUUAUCUCCAUCACAAUACUUUUUGCGGCCAAUGUUAAAGGAAUUUAAAUUUGAUCCCAACUCCAAGAUGAUCGAUCUAAAGAAUGGUGAAACUGUAGAGGUUGAAAUGAUUGGCAAACGUGUGGCCUUUUCCUUAUUCGGUGCUGUUACUUCGCUUAAUGGUGAGCCGUUCGCGGAUGUCAAUAUCGAGGCAACGGCCGACGAAUGUUCUCAUCAUCAAGAAGAAGCCACUACAGAAAAGAAUGGCAAAUAUCGCAUACGUGGUUUAAAUCCUGGUUGUGAAUACACUAUUCGCGUAAAAGAUGCUGGUACAUCUGGAAACAACGUGGAUCGCUCUAUACCAACAACACGUUCUGUAAAAAUUGCCUCUGCUGAUGUACAAGGUGUCAACUUCUUGGCUAUAUCACCCAUUACCUUUGUCGAUGUUACUCUACGUGUUACAGCAUCGUCCAAUGAUUUUUACAAAACGCUGCGUGUUAUUAUGUACCGCAAGGGAGCAUACGACUCACCGGUCUACUCUCAACGACUGGAUACACCAUUGAAUCCGAAAUCACGCUAUAACCCCGGAAUUAUGGUGUUCUUUCCGCGCAUACCACUUGACGGCAAAACUUAUGUGGUGGAAUUGAAAUCAACUUUGUCAGAUAAAACCUACACAUACUCGGUACGCAGUGAGCAAUUUGUUGCCGAUACCCCAUCGGUUUAUGUUGAACUUGAUUUCCGGCCUGAAGUCAAGUCAUACGAAGGUGACCUCAAUCAAAACUCCAUAUCCGCUUUAGUGCUGGUGGCCCUAGUUGCUAUUGCCUUCUUCAAACAAGACAUCGCAAUGGCUUUUCUGGACUUUGUCUGGUCUAAGGUCAAUGGUAUUGCCCAGGAUAUAGCCCAAAAGCAGAAAACAAAUGCCAAAAAUAACCAAAGAAAAGUGGAGCCUAUCAACCAAAAGGAAAUCGAGCAAAUGGCUGAGCAAAUAAACAACAUAAAAAAGAAAAAGACCAAGAAAAUCUAAAGAUUGACAAUAGAAAACGACGAUCGAUCUCUUGAUAUUUGAGAGAUCCACAAACUAAA